AUGCACCCCUGGAAAUUGACGCAGGAAAGGAAUGGCAGUGUCCAGGAGAUGGACGACUUCCUCCACUCCCAGUUUGCCGCCAACUGCCAGGAGCUGUGGCUGAGGAUCCCUGCUCCGAUCUACUCCAAGCCUCUGGAAAAGGCAGCCAGUUCCCUCCCACAGCCAGCCAGCCAACCACACAGUGCUAGCAGUUCUCCAUCAACACAGAUUUCAGCACUGGUGUUCCACUGCCUCUCGCUCUGGACUGGGCAACGGGGGCAGGAGAUGCUGCAGCCAACUGGCCCGCUGAGGAGGAGCGGGGGCUUCCCGGCAGACAGAGACGGAGGAGGGAGCGGACAGGCAGGAGUGACCUGCUGGAAACUCGUGACUCUAAUUAUCCUGCAAGGAAUGCUCAGUGCAAUCAUCUUCAGCUACCUCCGGGUCUCCAUGGAGCCAGAUCCCAUGAUCCCCCACACGGGGGAACUACAGAAGCAGCUCCAAAGCAGUCCCGCAAUAGCCGAGGAACAUGCGGCCCUCACCAUCCUGCUCUGGACUUGGCCCUUCGGCAUCCCUUUCCCCAUCGAGAGCUGUGCCACACUGCUGGACAUCCCCGCCUGCCAGUUCACGGCCAACCGCAGCUGGUACCGCAAGGCCGACGCGGUGAUCAUGCACCAUUACGAUGUGAGGCCCAGCCGCACCAGGCUCCCUCGAGAACCCAGACCUCCCUUGCAGCGCUGGAUUUGGUUCAAUAUGGAGUCUCCUACCACCUUCCCCAUCCCAGAUUUCCUGGACAACCUCUUCAACCUCACCAUGUCCUAUCGGAGGGACUCAGAUAUCUUCAUCCCUUAUGGGUGGCUGGAAGUUCUCGCUGAAUCCCAGGCGGUCGCUGUUCCACCAAAGUCCAAGCUCGUGGCCUGGGUUGUGAGCCACUGGAACCCGAACUUUGCACGGGUGAAAUACUAUGCAGAACUGAAGAAGUACCUCCAAGUGGAUGUGUACGGGCGUGGCCACCUGCCCCUUCCCAGGAACAAGCACCUGUCCACUUUAUCCCAGUACAAGUUCUACCUGGCCUUUGAGAACUCCAUUCAUGAGGACUACAUCACUGAGAAGGUCUGGAGGAAUGCCCUGCUCUCUUGGGCUGUGCCGGUCGUCCUGGGGCCUCCCCGGAAGAACUAUGAGAGCUUUCUGCCUCCGGAGUCGUUCAUUCACGUCGAUGACUUCCCAACCGCGAAAGAGCUGGCCAGCUUCCUGCAGGACCUGGGCAGGAACACCACGCGGUACGAGAGCUACUUCCAGUGGCGCUCCCGGCUGAAGCCCGUGGGGCACACCUCCUGGGGCUUCCAGUACUGCAGAGCAUGCCAGGCGCUGCAGAAAAGGCCAACCCAGUACCAGGCCGUGCCGGAGCUGCGCAAGUGGUUCACAUGA
Messenger RNA from Varanus komodoensis (Komodo dragon), 1404 nucleotides. RefSeq names its product 3-galactosyl-N-acetylglucosaminide 4-alpha-L-fucosyltransferase FUT3-like. NCBI's taxonomy places the organism in Eukaryota, Metazoa, Chordata, Lepidosauria, Squamata, Varanidae. The record is from RefSeq and is a predicted model, not a curated record. Gene Ontology annotation, cellular component: membrane. Gene Ontology annotation, molecular function: alpha-(1->3)-fucosyltransferase activity. The transcript is spliced from 4 exons. The coding region runs from base 1 to 1404 and encodes 467 amino acids.